This is a messenger RNA of Ictidomys tridecemlineatus (thirteen-lined ground squirrel), 4763 nucleotides long. The record is from RefSeq and is a predicted model, not a curated record. Lineage: Eukaryota; Metazoa; Chordata; Mammalia; Rodentia; Sciuridae.
UCAUACCUGUAAGACUUGUGCAGGGCUCAGCAUAUGUUGCUGUUUGAUAGGACGUGUUAGUGCUAGCUCCCACACUGUCAAAUACUCUGUUGUUUCUCCAGAAACAGUCCUGCCUGCCUUCUGGAAUGUCUCCUAUUUUGAUUUUCAAAGUGUGAGGCUAGAUCUGUGGGGAGGGUUUCCCCCAUCUGUGAUGCCUGGUCCUAUAACCAAGUAACGCUGUGCAAAUGUUCAGCCUCCUAGCUAUGCUAGAUCAAAAAAGCAUGAAAUGCAGUGAGUUGCAAUGUUUAAAGUGAGCUAUUUGUGAGUAAGCAGCUUAAUAGCUUGAAGUCUCAUAAUGACUAUCUUUAAGGGUGGUGAUGGUGAGGACUACUCAGAAUACAGUUGCAAGGCAGUGCAUGUGACCCUCAGUCCAGAGUACUAAAUGAAUGAGUGCUGCUACAGAAGGUGUGACCAUGAACUGCCCUAGAUUGGCAGUUGACAUCCAGUGACUACACCACCACCUGCUGUGCCUGCCUCAUAACAUUUGGAUCCCUGGACCCUGAGGUCUGCCUCCAGUGAAACUCCCUUCUAAUCCCAGGUGUGUGUUGACCUCAAGAAGAGGAAAAGGGGACAGCAACAGGAGUUGCAGGAUGAGAUAGAGCCACCUUCUUUGGCUCUUAAUAUGCAUUGGAUCCUCUUUCUCCUGACAGUGUGAACCCAUUCUCCCCUCCAGUAAAACAUCCCAGGGGAGAAACUUCUGGGCUUGGUGACUUCUGUUGGUUCAAUGAAAGACCCCAGCAAUAGACAAUUAAAGGAAGAGGAUUUGAGGAUUGUGACAUUCUCCAUCCACCCUCACUGGCUUUUAGCUGCCCUUUGGUCUUCAGCUAAAACAGUGUAGCUGUGAACUUCCUUUCAAGGGAGGAGCUAAACAGCCUUGGAGUUAGGAGAGACUGAUCUGGGUUUGCAUCACAACUCAGAUGGGUGGUUCUACUCUCUGAGUUUCAGUUUCUCCCUCCUGUAAAGUGAGAACAGUAACACCUACCUCCAAGUGCAAUUAUAAAGAGCUGAAAUGACAUCUGCAAAGUGCCUACCAUGGAAUCAGUACCAUGUAUUUUCUACUUUUCUCUCAUGGCAUUACCAGAGUUCGUAGUUAUAUAUUUACUGCUGUUUUAUGCCUGCUACUGUGUCUACUCUACUCCCUUCAUGGCAGUUUGUUAGAGUCAUGACCAUGCUCCUAUCCCCUUCUUCUCCCCCCCAGUCAUCACAGGGUCUAGCAGAAAAGGAGGGUCUAACAGCAGCCAUGGAAAGAAUACAGCACACAGGAUUGAGGGAGUACUUCCUGUGUCUUAGGAAUACAACCCUAGCAAAGCGACCUUCGUAAAAGUGGUACCGACCCCCAACAAUGGCUCCACGGAGCUCGUGGCCCUGCAUCGUGAUGAGGGUGAAGAUGGGCUUGAAGUGCUGUCCUUUGAAUUCCAAAAGAUCAAGUAUUCCUAUGAUGCUCUUGAGAAAAAGCAAUUCCUCCCUGUGUCCUUUCCUGUGGGAAACACCUUCUCAUAUUAUCAGAGCAACAGAGGGUUCCAGGAAGAUGCAGAGAUCCGAGCAGCUGAGAAGAAAUUUGGGAGCAACAAGGCUGAGAUGGUGGUGCCUGACUUCUCUGAGCUUUUUAAGGAGAGAGCCACAGCCCCCUUCUUUGUCUUUCAGGUGUUCUGCGUGGGGCUCUGGUGUCUGGAUGAGUACUGGUACUACAGUGUCUUCACACUGUCCAUGCUGGUGGCUUUUGAGGCCUCGUUGGUGCAGCAACAGAUGCGGAACAUGUCAGAGAUCCGGAAGAUGGGCAAUAAGCCCCACAUGAUACAGGUCUACCGAAACCGCAAGUGGAGGCCCAUUGCCAGUGAUGAGAUUGUUCCCGGGGACAUUGUCUCCAUUGGCCGCUCCCCCCAGGAAAACCUAGUGCCCUGUGAUGUGCUGCUGCUGCGGGGCCGCUGCAUCGUGGAUGAGGCCAUGCUCACAGGGGAGUCGGUGCCACAAAUGAAGGAGCCAAUUGAAGACCUUAACCCAGACCGGGUGCUGGACCUCCAAGCUGACUCCCGGCUCCAUGUCAUCUUUGGGGGCACCAAGGUGGUACAACACAUACCCCCACAGAAGGCCACCACAGGCCUGAAGCCGGUUGACAAUGGAUGUGUGGCUUAUGUCCUGCGUACUGGAUUCAACACUUCCCAGGGCAAGCUGCUGCGCACAAUUCUCUUUGGGGUCAAGAGGGUGACCGCAAACAACCUGGAGACCUUCAUUUUUAUCCUUUUCCUCCUGGUCUUUGCCAUUGCAGCGGCUGCCUAUGUGUGGAUUGAAGGCACCAAGGACCCCAGCCGGAACCGCUACAAGCUGUUUCUGGAGUGCACCCUGAUCCUCACCUCGGUUGUACCCCCUGAACUGCCCAUCGAGCUGUCCCUAGCUGUCAACACCUCCCUCAUUGCCCUGGCCAAGCUCUACAUGUACUGCACGGAGCCCUUCCGGAUCCCCUUUGCCGGCAAGGUCGAGGUGUGCUGCUUUGACAAGACAGGAACCUUGACCAGUGACAGCUUAGUGGUGCGUGGUGUGGCUGGGCUAAGAGAUGGGAAGGAGGUGACACCAGUGUCCAGCAUCCCUGUAGAAACACACCGUGCCCUGGCCUCAUGCCACUCCCUUAUGCAGCUUGAUGAUGGCACCCUUGUGGGUGACCCCCUUGAGAAGGCCAUGCUCACAGCCGUGGACUGGACACUGACCAAAGAUGAGAAAGUAUUCCCCCGAAGUAUUAAAACUCAGGGGCUGAAAAUUCACCAGCGCUUUCAUUUUGCCAGUGCCCUAAAACGAAUGUCCGUGCUCGCCUCCUAUGAGAAGCUCGGCUCCACUGACCUCUGCUACAUCGCGGCUGUGAAGGGGGCCCCUGAAACCCUGCACUCCAUGUUUUCCCAGUGCCCGCCUGACUACCACCACAUCCACACUGAGAUCUCACGAGAAGGAGCCCGCGUCCUCGCACUGGGGUACAAGGAGCUAGGACACCUUACCCACCAGCAGGCCCGGGAGGUCAAGCGUGAAGCCCUGGAAUGCAGCCUCAAGUUUGUCGGUUUCAUCGUGGUCUCCUGCCCGCUCAAGGCUGACUCCAAGGCUGUUAUUCGAGAGAUUCAGAAUGCAUCCCAUCGGGUGGUCAUGAUCACAGGCGACAACCCACUCACUGCCUGCCACGUGGCCCAGGAGUUGCACUUCAUUGAAAAGGCCCACACGCUCAUCCUGCAGCCUCCCUCAGACAAAGGCCAAAUGUGCGAGUGGCGUUCCAUUGAUGGCAGCAUCGUGCUACCCCUGUCCCGGGGCUCCCCAAAGACAUUGGCCCUGGAGCAUGCACUGUGCCUCACAGGUGAUGGCCUGGCCCACCUUCAGGCCACCGACCCCCAGCAGCUACUCCACAUCAUCCCCCACGUACAGGUGUUUGCCCGUGUGGCCCCCAAACAGAAGGAAUUUGUCAUCACCAGUCUGAAGGAGCUGGGCUACGUGACCCUCAUGUGUGGGGAUGGCACUAACGACGUGGGCGCCCUGAAGCACGCCGAUGUGGGUGUAGCACUCCUUGCCAAUGCCCCUGAGAGAGUCGUUGAGCGGCGACGGCGGCCCCGGGACAGCCCAGUUCUGAACAACAGUGGUAUUAGGGCCACCUCCAGGACGGCCAAGCAGAGGUCGGGACUUCCAUCUUCUGAGGAACCACCAACUUCCCAAAGGGACCGCCUAAGCCAGGUGCUUCGGGACCUCGAGGAUGAAAGCACACCUAUUGUGAAAUUGGGGGACGCCAGCAUCGCAGCACCGUUCACCUCUAAGCUCUCAUCAAUCCAGUGCAUCUGCCACGUGAUCAAGCAGGGCCGUUGCACAUUGGUAACCACACUGCAGAUGUUCAAGAUCCUGGCACUCAAUGCCCUCAUCCUGGCCUAUAGCCAGAGUGUUUUGUACCUUGAAGGUGUCAAGUUCAGCGACUUCCAGGCCACACUGCAGGGGCUGCUACUGGCUGGCUGCUUCCUCUUCAUCUCUCGUUCCAAGCCCCUGAAGACCCUGUCUCGAGAGCGACCCCUGCCCAAUAUCUUCAACCUAUAUACAAUCCUCACGGUUAUGCUCCAGUUCUUUGUGCACUUCCUGAGCCUUGUCUACCUGUACAGUGAGGCCCAGGCCCGAAGCCCUGGGAAGCGGGAGCAGUUUGUGGACCUGUACAAGGAGUUUGAACCGACCCUGGUCAACAGCACUGUGUACAUCAUGGCCAUGGCCAUGCAGAUGGCCACCUUCGCCAUCAACUAUAAGGGCCCACCCUUCAUGGAGAGCCUUCCCGAGAAUAAGCCCCUGGUGUGGAGCCUGGCUGUGUCACUCCUGGCCAUUGUUGGCCUGCUCCUCGGCUCCUCACCUGACUUCAACAGCCAGUUUGGCCUCGUGGACAUCCCUGUGGAGUUCAAGCUCGUCAUCGCCCAGGUCCUGCUUCUGGACUUCUGCCUGGCGCUCCUGGCCGACCGUGUCCUACAGUUCUUCCUGGGGACCCCAAAGCUGAAAGUGCCUUCCUGAGAUGGCGGUGCUGGUACCCACCGUCUACCCUGGCUGCCACCAGGCGGGAGCCCUGCCAGGGCCCCAGGAGGAAACAGUGUCCCCUACCCCUACCCCCAUGGUGAGGCUUCCUGGCCUUGCCCUUGGAAGACUGAACUGGGGCCCCCACAGCCCUCUGCUGGCCUGGCUUGUGAAAACAGCCCCUUUGUUAAAUAAAGCAGCAUCCAAGAUUUUAA